Molecule: messenger RNA, 1558 nt
Organism: Zingiber officinale
Lineage: Eukaryota; Viridiplantae; Streptophyta; Magnoliopsida; Zingiberales; Zingiberaceae
Product: 50S ribosomal protein L24-like
Exons: 8
Coding region: 754-1233 (159 amino acids)
Biological process (GO): translation
Cellular component (GO): mitochondrion; ribosome
Molecular function (GO): RNA binding; structural constituent of ribosome
Source: RefSeq, a predicted model, not a curated record
AAUAUUCCCGAUCCCACCCGUGACCUAAUUCCUUCUCUCGCGUUUUCUUCGCAGCGUGUGGGCGGUGGCGGCUUGCAGUCUUCUUCUUCCGGGCACUAUCUCGGGCAAGUAAGGUUCCAUUUCUCUCCCUCUCUUCUCCAGCUUUCCGGCCGCACCGCUCUUGCGCUGCCUUGUCGUGGAGGCUGAUCUUUCACAGCCGGCUUCUCCAUCCCUUCCGAAGACGAUCUCGCAGGGCGAGAACAAAAAACCGCAGCAAACAAACGCGUGCCCUAGCAUAGCCCUUCACGAGCCAUCGCCGCGACCUCUCCCUCUCUUUGCGAGCUCUCCCUCUCCCUCAGUCGGCCCUAGCACGCGAGAAGUCGCGAGCUCUCCCUCUCCCUCUCUUCGCGAUCUCCUGUCGCGAUCCUCUCCCUCUCCUCGCCAUCUCCUGCAGCGAGCCCUAGCAGAGGUCGGCGUGAGCCAUCUCCUACCGCGAGCCCUAGCAGAGGUCGGCGUGAGCCAUCUCCUACCGCGAGCCCUAGCAGAGGUUGGCGCGAGCCAUCUCCUGUCGCGAGCCGAACCCGGGAACCAAAUCGCUUCUCUCGCCCAAGCUCAGACGCUUGGAUAAUCCUUCUCCGAUCAACCAAAUUGACUCACUAGCUGGAUCACUAAACCAGUGAUUGACUCACUAGCUGGAUCACUAAACCAGUGAUUUGAAGCUUGUCCAGGUGGGAAAAGGUUUAAACAGGCAGAGCCCAGUCAACACAAGGAAGGAUGGGGUGGAAGGCAGCUGAGAAGUUAUUCAGGCACUGGAAGAUCCUCAGAGGCGACAACGUCAUGAUCAUAAGAGGCAAGGAUAAGUGUGAGACAGGUAUCAUCAAACGUGUCAUUAGAUCUCAGAACAGAGUCAUUGUUGAAGGGAAAAAUUUGGUGAAGAAACACAUCAAACAAGGGCAAGGACACGAGGGUGGAAUCUUUUCAAUUGAAGCCCCCCUUCAUGUUUCCAAUGUCCAGGUUCUUGACCCAGUUACUAGGAAGCCAUGUAAGACCGGGUAUAAAUAUCUGGAAGACGGAACUAAAGUACGGGUCUCUAGAGGACUUGCUACAUCUGGAGCUGUAAUUCCUCGUCCUGAAAUACUAAAAGAAAGGCGAAAACCAAGACCUAGCUUUGUUGGUCCCAAGGAUACACCAGUUGAACUAGUACUCGAAAAGACAUACGAUGCUAAAGCUGGAAUUGGCAUGCCUGAUCUCUAGAAGUCCUCGAUAAGGGAAAAUCAUUCUCUCAUCUGCAUUAUCAUCGAGGAAGUUCAGAUCGUGCUUAAUUUGGCGACAUAUGUUUCUUGUUCAAAUAUGCACCGUGACUUUGAUUUGUUUAGGUUCAACUCUUGCAUAAUAAAUGUCAACGCUAUUACUUAAUUUUGCUAGCACAGCUGUGCUGUUAGUUAGAAUUUCACGACUAAGUGAUGCCUAUUGAAACACUUUCAAGUGUAAACUGAAAUCGUGUUGCAUUACUUGUUCUCGAUGAACACUUGACUAUGGUUAGAUGAAAGUGCCAAGAACCUGAUGGUUUAUUUAGUCU